AUGAUAUUCAAAGAGCAGGACAUAGAAACUGAAGCCACAAUCGAGAGUUUAGAAGAGAAUUUUCUGAAGGUCGCAACAACAAAUGCCGACUCAUCUAGAAAAUCUUCUGCUGUGGAUUUAUCAGAAGACCGAUUCAAAGAGCUGCAAGUUCAGGCUAAUGAGAUGCUAUGUGGCGAGCAUUGGGAGUUUGAAGCUAAGACUAGUGGUCUCUCUGAUCAUAGUCCAAUUAUCACUUAUAAUCAUAAUGAUAAUAGGAAAGAGAAGAGGAGAAGCUUCAGAUACAUCAAUUUAUGGACAAAGCAUCCCAAUUAUGAUGAAAUUAUUGAGGAGUGGAGAAAGGAUUAUCCUGGGUUUAUAAUGUUUCAAAUUAGAGUGAAAGUUCAAAGAGAUAUGCUUGAUCAAAUCCAAAAAGAUGUACAAUUGAAUCCUUUCAAUUGUCAUUUACUUGCUGAGGAAAGAGCCAUGAAUUACCACCUAAGAUAUUUGCUUUUGUGUGAGGAAAGUUUUCUCAAACAGAAGUCCAGGAUUCAAUGGCUUACUCUUGGUGAUUCCAACACCAAUUUUUUCCACAAUUCAAUUAAGCAGAAAAGAAUUAAAAAUAAUGUUUCUAUCUUAAAGCUUGAGAUAGGAGAGAGUAUUACUGAUCAGGAUGAGAUUCACAAAGAAAUGACCAGAUUCUACAAACAUCCCUUUAAAGAUAAUAAUUAA
Mercurialis annua (annual mercury) is the source of this 708-nucleotide messenger RNA. RefSeq lists its product as uncharacterized. The record is from RefSeq and is a predicted model, not a curated record. The coding region runs from base 1 to 708 and encodes 235 amino acids. The transcript has 3 exons. NCBI's taxonomy places the organism in Eukaryota, Viridiplantae, Streptophyta, Magnoliopsida, Malpighiales, Euphorbiaceae.